Cryptomeria japonica (Japanese cedar) is the source of this 3985-nucleotide messenger RNA. Its product is annotated as N-terminal acetyltransferase A complex auxiliary subunit NAA15. Gene Ontology annotation, molecular function: protein-N-terminal amino-acid acetyltransferase activity; protein binding. Gene Ontology annotation, biological process: N-terminal peptidyl-methionine acetylation. The transcript is spliced from 26 exons. Bases 247 to 3000 code for a protein of 917 amino acids. Gene Ontology annotation, cellular component: cytoplasm. NCBI's taxonomy places the organism in Eukaryota, Viridiplantae, Streptophyta, Pinopsida, Cupressales, Cupressaceae. The record is from RefSeq and is a predicted model, not a curated record.
AAAUUCCUUCGUAAAGAAAGCAAAGCACAAAAUCGCAAAGAAAAACACAUCCCUUCGUAUUAUCUUCCAUCUUUUCAAUUUUCUUCCCUUUUGGCUCUCUUCUCUAUUUCGUCGCUCUUCUUAUUGUCUGCACGCAAUAAGGUGGACACAAAAGAGAAGAAAAUUUCAUUGCGAUAGGGUUUGGAGCUAUUUUUUGGUUGCGGGAAAAGAACAGGACGAGGGUUUUUGCUGCUCAAAUUAGCGAAAAUGGGGGCCGGUCUGCCCGCUAAAGAGAGCAAUCUCUUUAAGCUUAUCGUGAAAUCCUAUGAAACGAAACAAUAUAAGAAGGGUCUUAAAGCUGCUGAUUCUAUACUCAAAAAAUUUCCAACUCAUGGAGAGACAAUGUCAAUGAAAGGUCUGAUAUUAAAUUGCAUGGAUCGCAAGGCAGAAGCAUAUGAGCUUGUACGGCAAGGUUUAAAGAAUGAUUUGAAAAGUCAUGUGUGUUGGCAUGUUUAUGGUCUUCUGUACCGUUCAGACCGGGAGUAUAAAGAAGCAAUCAAAUGUUAUAGAAAUGCUCUGAGGAUUGAUCCAGAAAAUAUUGAAAUUUUACGUGAUCUCUCUCUUCUCCAGGCACAAAUGCGAGAUUUAGCUGGAUUUGUGGAAACAAGACAGAAGCUGCUAACUCUGAAGCCCAAUCAACGCAUGAACUGGAUUGGAUUUACAGUUGCACAUCACUUGAAUUCUAAUCCAAGGCAAGCUGCUGAAGUUUUGGAAGCUUAUGAAAAGACACUAGAAGAGGACUAUCCUCCUGAAAAUGAGCGUUAUGAACAUAGUGAAAUGCUACUAUACAAGAUUUCUCUUCUUGAUGAAUGUGGAGAUCCAGAAAGAGCGCUAGAUGAAGUCAACAAGAAGGCAGCUAAAAUAGUUGACAAGAUAGCACUCAAGGAACAAUGUGCUUCAUUAUUGCUAAAGCUUGGGCGUUCUGAAGAAGCUGAGGCAACAUAUCAAUCCCUACUUGCAGCAAACCCUGACAAUUAUAGAUAUUAUGAAGGGUUCCAAAAUUGUUUAGGCCUAUCACUCGAAAGUGGGAAACAUUCACCCGAGAAUGUUAAUAAGCUAUCUUCUUUAUAUAAGUCUCUUUAUGAGCAAUAUCCAUGGUCUUCAGCUGCCAAGCGUAUUCCUCUUGACUUCUUGGAGGAUGAUGAUUUUCGGAAUGCAGUAGACAUUUAUGCCAGACCAUUACUAAGCAAGGGAGUUCCUUCACUAUUCUCAGAUCUUCGCCCUUUAUAUGAUCAUCCAGGAAAGGCAGAUAUUCUGGAGAAUUUAAUGAUUGAAAUUGAAUCCUCUCUGGAGAAGAGCGGAAGCUUUCCUGGAAGUUCUCUGAAAGAAUCUCCUUCGACACUUUUGUGGGUUCUUUUUUUUCUUGCUCAGCAUUAUGACCUUCGAGGGAAGCAUGAUAUAGCUCUUGGGAAAAUUGAUGAUGCCAUAUCACAUACUCCAACUGUCAUUGAUCUUUAUUUAGUGAAGGGUAGAAUAUUAAAACAUGCAGGGGAUCUAACAGCAGCUGCCACAUUGGCAGAUGAAGCUCGGUCUAUGGACCUUGCAGAUCGAUAUAUAAAUAGUGAGUGUGUUAAGCGCAUGCUUCAGGCAGAUCAGGUGGAAAUGGCUGAGAAGACGGCUGUACUCUUUACAAAGGAUGGUGAUCAGCACAAUAACUUAUAUGAUAUGCAAUGCAUGUGGUAUGAACUAGCUUCUGGUGAGAGUUAUUUCAGACAAGGUUCCCUUGGGCGAGCUUUAAAGAAGUUCUUAGCAGUAGAAAAGCAUUAUGCUGAUAUGAAGGAAGACCAAUUUGACUUUCAUUCAUAUUGCUUGCGGAAGAUGACCCUUCGUGCAUAUGUCCAAAUGCUGAAGUUUCAAGAUCGUCUGCAUUCUUUUCCUUUCUUCCAAAAAGCUGCAGUUGGUGCCAUUAGAUGCUAUCUGAAAUUGUAUGAUUCACCUCCAAAGGUAGCUGUUGAAGAAGAAGCUGGAUUUAUGAGUCUUCCCUCCUCUGAAAGAAAAAAGAUUAGGGCAAAACAACGUAAAUUAGAAGCUCGAGCUAAGAAGGAAGCUGAGGAAAAAGCUAAGGAAGGGGAAGCAGCUAAUGUGGCAGCAACAAAAAGUGGGAAGAGAGGUUCACAACAUUCAAAGGUUGUUGAUCUCGAUCCUGAUGGGGAGAAGUUGAUACAGGUGGAAGAUCCGUUGGCAGAAGCAACAAAGUAUUUAGGGUUACUUCAAGCACACUCUGGCCAAUGUUUGGAAACACACCUACUUGCUUUUGAACUUAACAUGAGAAAAGCAAAGAUACUUCUUACCCUCCAGGCUGUUAAGCGGCAGCUUAGGGUGGAUCCAAAUGAUCAGGAGGUCCAUCGGUGUUUGAUACGCUUUUUCAACAUGGUAGACAGCUUGCCUCCACCUGAGACACCUGCAGAGAAACUUGUUCAUGGUGUCAUAGAGAUUGAGAGACCUAGUCUGGGGGUUCCACAUGGUAAGCCCUUAUUGGAGGUUAAUGAGUCAUUCCUUGACCGUCACAGAGAUUCAUUGGUGCAUAGAGCAGCAGCUGCUGAGAUGCUUUUCCUUCUGUCCCCUGAGAAAAAGGCAGAAGCCAUUACAAUUAUUGAAAAUUCUGUCAACAAUAUUACCCCAAGAGGUGGUGUUUUGGGAGGAGCCAGAGAAUGGAAAUUGAAGAAUUGUAUUGCUGUGCACAAGCUGUUAGAAACAACAUUCCAUGAUCCAGUUGCAGCUUCUAGAUGGAGAUUGCAUUGUGCAGACAUGUUCCCUUUCUCAACAUAUUUUAAGGGUGUCAAGAGUUCUGCUGUUCUUGGAUCAGUCAAUAGCAAGAUUUGUGGGAAUGAAGACAAUGGACAUCUGGGGAAAAGUCACAACGAGACUGUUGAUGUAUUGUCAAACUCUGUAAAUGGUAAUGCAAUUGAUCUGAAAGGAUUAAACAUUUCAGCCCCAGAAGAAUCUCUUCAAACUUGUUGAGCUAGCCACCACAGCAAGUAAAUUGGGUCAGUUUCUAGCAUCUAUCAAAGAGGUUGCCUUAAAACUAUGACGAUGGAUCUCAGUCCAAUCUGUUGUUAAAUUUGAAAAGAUAAUUUAACCUCAUGUGGAUGAAUGGUGGUGGUGGUUGUUUACAUUUCAAAGGAGGUUCCAGGUUUUCUACUUUAGUUUUUGCUGCGAUUAUUAUUCAUCGAUAAUCAAUGAAGGUGCUGGCCAGUCUCUUCACAUCUGAGUGCACCAGAUUCUGAGAAAUAUGAGUUUUUCAUCCAUCUUCUUAAUGCAGAUCGAGAUUUUUUCUUGCUUCGCAUCAUUUCAGUGAUGCUAGAGCACAGCAGUAACUUAUCAUAACAAAGGAACUGUUCACAUUAUCCAAGGCCACAUCAAUGUGGAGUGGCAUUAGGCUUCCUUUUUCUCUCUAAUUUAAAAUUUAAUUCGUAGUGUGCCAGUCAGCUGCUAUUCUUCAUUUUUGGAGCUUGAAAAGCUGGGGUGAGAGUGGCUUUGUUGUAGCUUCUUGAUGGCUUUUUCUGUAGGACAUUGUUAAGCCCUUUUUUGAAUGGAUGUUUAUCACAUGCUAAUGAGAGUUGCAAUUUUGACAGCAUAAGAGCUAGCAAUUUGUUCAUAGAUGCGUGCAUUGUUGAUUCACAUCUUAUUUUUCUCUGAUAAAAAUUGUGUAAGCCUGAACACGUGCUGGUCUAGCAGUUAUCCUAUUGUUAAAAGUAUUGGUGUCAAGAGAAACUGAACGAAUAUUCCUUGGAGACACUGGACUCAUGCAAAAUAAAAUAGCUAUGAGUAGAACAACUUCACCCAAUCUGUCAAAAUCCUGCAGAUGUCAUGAGACAUUGUUGUACAUGAAUAAUUAAUUUGAUGUUAUUCUGAGGCAAACAACUCUUGGCACUAAGGAUUUAACUCUAUUUAAAACAGGAAUUUCUUCCUUGUUUAAUCUCAGCAGCAGAUUUUGGCAUUUCAA